CAAGCUUUGUGACGUCACAUUCCAGUUGGACCGGCGCUGUGUUCCGUUGUCGAGCUUGCCGGACUGUCGUAGCCGCGGUCGGGUAUAUUUUUUUUUUCUGUUCCCCCGAAGGAAGAUGGCCGCAGGUCCCCUUUCGGUGUCUUCAACCGCGUCAACAAACAACGAUGGCAUCCUCAUCGGUGACAAACUUUACUCCGAAGUGUACCUUACGAUCGACAACUCUCUCAUCCCAGAGGAAAGGCUCUCUCCGACGCCGUCGAUGCUCGACGGCCUCGACCUCCACACGGAGACCGACCUACGCAUACUGGGGUGUGAGCUCAUUCAGUCGGCGGGGAUUCUUCUCCGUUUACCACAGGUGGCGAUGGCGACCGGGCAGGUGCUUUUUCAGCGUUUCUUUUACUCCAAGUCCUUCGUCAAGCAUAGUUUUGAGAUUGUUGCAAUGGCUUGUAUUACCUUGGCCUCCAAGAUUGAAGAAGCACCCAGGCGAUUACGAGAUGUCAUCAACGUUUUCCAUCACCUGAAGCAGAUAAGAGUCAAAAAGACUCCAAGUUCAUUGAUUCUUGAUCAGAACUACUUAAACACCAAAAAUCAAGUCAUCAAAGCUGAGCGCCGUGUUCUGAAGGAACUGGGCUUCUGUGUGCAUGUCAAGCAUCCGCACAAGAUAAUUGUCAUGUACUUGCAAGUAUUGGAGUGUGAAAAGAACCAAACGCUGGUCCAGACUGCCUGGAAUUACAUGAACGAUACCUUGAGGACGAACGUGUUUGUGAGGUUCCAAGCAGAGACCAUCGCCUGUGCUUGCAUCUUCCUUGCAGCCCGGGCUCUGCAGAUUCCCCUUCCCUCCAGACCUCAGUGGUACAUGCUGUUUGGACCAAGUGAUGAGGACAUUAAAGAAGUCUGCAUCACCACCCUUAAACUCUACACAAGGAAGAAGCCCAACUACGAGCACUUGGAGAAGGAGGUGGACCGGCGGAAAGUGUUCUUGGCCGAAGCAAAGUUGAAGGCAAAAGGGCUCAAUCCGGACGGUACCCCAGCAUUAACCAAUCUCGGGGGCUUCUCCCCUGCGUCAAAACCUUCUUCUCCUAACGUGGCCAAAGUUGAAGAGAAGUCCCCCAACAGCCAGACGCUCAAAGCAGUUAAGAAGGAGCCAGACAGCCGCACUCAGAUUACAAAGAGUCCGCACAAUGGGAUGAGGAAGGAGGCGAAGAUGGGACGGACCAGCAGGAGCGGCAGCCGUUCACGAUCCAGAACGCGUUCCCGGUCCAGAUCUCGCUCCCCUCGCAGACAUUACAACAGCAGGCGCAGUCGCUCAGGGACUUACAGUUCUCGGUCGCGAUCGCACAGCCGAAGUCCCUCGCCUCGCAGGCACCCCCCCUCGCCGCUCCUCCCCCACCUCAAAUCAAAGUCCGGCCACCACGGCAACAGCGACUCCAAGAGCGGCGGGCGCCACAACAACAGCGGCAGCGGCCACAAGCGGAAACGCUCGCGAUCUCGCUCCCGCACGCCCCUCAAAACGGACAGGGAGCGGGAGCGAGAGAGGGAAAGGGACCGAGAUCGCGGAGCCUUCGACACGUCUUCAAAGAAACACAAACACGAGCGUGGCGCCGGACAUCGAGGGGACAGAAGGGAGAGGGAGCGGUCGCGCUCGUACGACAGAGACAGAGAGCGAGGCCACAAAGGCAAGCAUCACGGCGCCGGUGCCGGACAUUCAGGACACGGGAGACACAGACGCUGACCCGCAAGGCAUGUCAAGACUUUUCCAAAUUGUAAAUAUUUUCAACCAGCGACGACCUUUGGCAUUUAUGCUUUGCUUUCCUAAAAUGCGUUCAUCAUUUGACGCAAAUGAUGUCAUCAUGGAACCAAUGUUCAUUUUCAUUAAUACACUCGUGAUCACAAACAGAAAAUGGUUCUCAUGUGGUGUCGAGUUUUUCUCACCAGGAGCCAUCGCGGGGGCGCAUCAUGUCUUGUUCGUCUCAUGACUUUUAUUCUCGGUGAGAAUGAUGCGUGAGGGCCCCCCCCCCCAAUCCGUGGCCAGGGGUGGUGUCAUGUGAUGUGCCCCCACUUCCUGUUAGCCUGCUGUAUCCGGUUCAAUUCAGUUGCAGUUUUGAGGGCAAGCCAUCUAUUUAUGGUGUAAAGUUGGAUUGACAUCCACCGGUAUUAAGUCAAUGCUUUAUUUUUUUUAAAGCAAGCUAGGAUGAAAAUGUCAAAGCGUUCAGGAAUGUUGCAAGCGGGUAUUUUUCUUCCCCAAGGUUUACAUUUUAGUUUUUGUUCACUUUCCAAAGAGCUGUUUAUUCCCCCACACUCUUUACUUAAUAUUCUAUCAGAAUGCAGACUUUAUUUGAGAAUUUGCGACUGUCAAAUGGUUACAGUGGUUUUUAGUCUACACGAAAAAAUAAUGGGCAAAUUUUUACUCAAUAAAUGCGUUAUAGCACUCA
This is a messenger RNA of Syngnathoides biaculeatus (alligator pipefish), 2432 nucleotides long. It is a transcript of the gene ccnl1a, whose product is annotated as cyclin L1a. Gene Ontology annotation, biological process: regulation of transcription by RNA polymerase II. Bases 116 to 1732 code for a protein of 538 amino acids. The record is from RefSeq and is a predicted model, not a curated record. Gene Ontology annotation, molecular function: cyclin-dependent protein serine/threonine kinase regulator activity. Gene Ontology annotation, cellular component: nucleus. The transcript is spliced from 10 exons. NCBI's taxonomy places the organism in Eukaryota, Metazoa, Chordata, Actinopteri, Syngnathiformes, Syngnathidae.